This is a messenger RNA of Lathyrus oleraceus (garden pea), 1324 nucleotides long. RefSeq lists its product as uncharacterized. Bases 303 to 1223 code for a protein of 306 amino acids. The transcript is spliced from 2 exons. The record is from RefSeq and is a predicted model, not a curated record. NCBI's taxonomy places the organism in Eukaryota, Viridiplantae, Streptophyta, Magnoliopsida, Fabales, Fabaceae.
ACAACUUGAGGUUACAACUGGGAAACAUUAGAGCUUCAUUUCAAAAGAGUUUUUACGAAGUUGAGAACGCGCACGUAAGUCCCUUUUAUGGUUAUUUGCGUGGUUCCGUAUCUCGAGCUGCUUUGAGACGUAUUGCUGAAGAGUUAUUGAGAGUUGAUUAUGUUGGAACUAACAGGCAAAUAUGUGGUUGUACUCUUAGAACAUCUUAUGGGUUACCUUGUGCUUGUGAGUUAGGAAGAUACAGAGUAGGUGGUAUACCGAUACCCAUUGAUGCUGUUCAUGUUCAUUGGAGGAAACUAACUAUGGAAGUUGAGUUAGAGAAAGGUGAAGAUGAUGGAUCAGAGGUGGAUAUGACAGCUGCAAUGGAUGAGUUGUGGAGACGAUUUAGGUCAUUAGAUGUUGUUGGGAAAAGGGCAUUAAGGAGUAGGGUAUGUGAACUAGCAUACCCAACAAUGACAACAUUGUGUCCACCACCUGAGAAAAUAAAAACCAAAGGAGGAGUGAAGAAGAAAGGGAAAAAACCAGCAGAUUAUGAUGUUUAUAGGGACCCUUCGUAUCAUGAGUAUGUUGAUAAGGCAUCUCAAUCUUCACAAAGGCAAUCUCAACCAUCACAGACUUCGAAGAAGAUCAAAUUAUCAAAGAAGCAACCACAAUUCAUUGUUCAAUUUCCUAAUCAUAUUAGGUCAUACAUUGAAGAUGUAGUUAAUGUUGAAUCAGAUGGUAAUUGUGGAUUUAGAGUCAUUGCAUCAUUGCAUGGAUAUGGUGAGGAUGGUUGGUCAAUGGUUCGCAGAGAGUUGGGGUUGGAAUUAAUAGACAAGGAUAGGUCAACUUUGUAUGACAAGUUAUUUUCUAAUCGGUUGUCAGCUGUGAGAGAAUCUUUGAUGAUAGAAUCGUUUGGUUCACAGCCACCUGAAAAAUGGAUGAGUCUACCAGAUAUGGGUUACUUGAUAGCCAAUCGUUAUAAUGUUGUACUUGUUUGUUUAGGCAAUCCGUGCAUCACUUUCUUUCCGAUGACAAGUUCACAUUCACCAAAUGUCUCUAUUUAUUGCAUUGGUUUUGUUAACCAGAAUCAUUGGGUUCAGGUUAACAUGAAAGAGGGGUUUCCAUUGCCACCGGUCACAUUAGAUUGGAAGAAAUUUCGUUCUCAUAUAGCAACUACUUGGAUGCUAGGAUUUGCAGGACGUAUGCAACAUUGGCAAUUACUUACACCUGUAUUAGCAUGAUUAUGUAAUCAAAACAUAAAUAUGUAAUCAAAACAUGAAAUCUAUAUUAUUAUGUCUAUUAUAUUCAAAGCUUAAUACAUAUAAUCAAUGUGAACGAGAAA